Molecule: messenger RNA, 4918 nt
Organism: Cynoglossus semilaevis (tongue sole)
Lineage: Eukaryota; Metazoa; Chordata; Actinopteri; Pleuronectiformes; Cynoglossidae
Gene: rad54b
Product: RAD54 homolog B
Biological process (GO): reciprocal meiotic recombination; double-strand break repair via homologous recombination
Cellular component (GO): nucleus
Molecular function (GO): DNA translocase activity; GTP binding; GTPase activity
Source: RefSeq, a predicted model, not a curated record
GGUGUGCUCGAUUUGAUAUAAGUAACGAACAUGUUAAUAAAAACUAAAUACAUAUGAGGUGGACAACACCACCAGUGUUAGACAUAUCUAACGCACCCCACACUUUGUGACCACGCCUGUUCCGCAAUGACAACCAAUCACCGUAUGGAAACAAUGUAGCGGGAGAUACAGAACAGGAAGCGAACCCAGAGAAAACCGAGUUUACCGAGUUAGCAUGAAUUAAGUUACUUAAAAACAAAAAACUGCGAUAACGCGCGUUACUUUCAACUUGAUAAGUAACUGGAAGGAGAAUGAGGCGCUCAGCUGCUCCCAGUCAGCUCUUGGGAAAUGCAGUGAAAAAGCCUAGAUUUUUACCUCCUGGAGCAUCUUCUCCAAGCUUUGCAUGUGAACCGAAGCACCUUUCCCCUAAACCUGGGUUAGGCAAUGCAUUGGAAAAGGUUCAGAGGACUCUAGUAGCACCUGUUGCAAGUAAGACAGGCUGCAACGUCCAGCCAAGAGCACCACAGUCUGCUCCAGCCUUGUCACGGGCUCUGGCUCGUGUUCUAAGUGCAACAGAAAGCAAGGAAAAUGAUGCAAACCUGGAACAUUCUGAAAGUGUCACCAGAGACAACACAGAAGAGCAUGGAAAAAAAGGAGUGAGCAGUUCUUCCCAGUUGGCUCCCAGGUCUCUUCAAACUCCAAUGCCUUCUGCAGAGUCAUCAAGCCAGGAUGGUGUGCGUUACUUCAGUGUGAUGUGGUGUAAAGCCAGUAAGAAAAAACACAAGCGUUGGGAGGGAGAUGCCGUCCUGGUGACAAGGGGACGCACAGUCACACUAAAAGACAUGGAAGGAAAAGACAUCGGGAAAGGCAGCGGCUAUAAGGUGUCUGAGUUGGCAUCUCUUUCUGAGGGGCAGACCCUGAUGGUUGGUGGAAAGGAGGUGGAGGUGAUGGGGGUCGUUUCUGCAGAAGACUAUGCGAGAGGACGUUGUUUUCGAGAAUUGCAAAUCGAGGAAGAGGAACCACAAACAAAGUCGGCCCUGGCUGCUCCUCGUCGUUUUACCUCCAAACCAUUCUGCCCACCGAUGCAGUCAGGGAGAGGUGAACAUCCACGGGGUAAAACAGAGGAAGAACACAUUCCAAGACCUCGUCAUGAUCCCAGUGCUUCAGGUGCUCUAGUGAUGCCUCGACCCUCCGCCAACCACCAGUGGUCUAAUAACAAGUCAGGACUUCCUGUAGUCGACGUUGUUGUUGAUCCACAUCUGACCUCUCAUCUGAGACCUCACCAGAGAGACGGCCUGCUUUUCCUCUAUGAAUGUGUCAUGGGCAUGAGAGCUGUGGGUCAACAUGGUGCCAUCCUGGCUGAUGAGAUGGGACUUGGUAAGACCCUCCAGAGUGUGGCGCUGGCCUGGACUUUGCUGAAGCAGGGCCCGUAUGGAGGGAAACCCAUCACAAAACGUGUCCUUGUGGUGACGCCUGGAAGCCUAGUGCAGAACUGGGGUGCGGAGUUUAACAAGUGGCUUGGACGUGAGAGGAUCAGCGUUUUCACUGUGGAUCAGGACCACCGGAUAGAGCAGUUUGUGUUAUCUCCUCUACACAGUGUUCUGGUUAUCAGCUAUGAGAUGCUGCUGCGCUGCUUGGAGCAGGUCCAAAAGAUGGAUUUUGGUCUCAUCAUUUGCGACGAAGGUCACAGGUUAAAGAACAGCAGCAUCAAAACAUCUUCUGCUCUCAGCAGCCUCAGCUGUAACCGCAGGGUCAUAUUAACAGGAACUCCUGUACAGAAUGAUCUGCAGGAGUUCUAUGCCAUUAUAGAGUUUGUGAAUCCAGGGAUUCUUGGAUCAUCAACUGCUUACAGAAAAGUGUAUGAAGAACCAAUUUUACGCUCCAGACAACCUGGCUGCACAGAGGAGGAGAGGAUUUUGGGAGAGGAGCGAGCAGCCGAGCUGUCACGACUGACUGGCAUGUUCAUCCUGAGGAGGACGCAAGAGAUCAUCAAUCGCUACCUGCCUCCUCGUCUGGACUGGACACUGUUCUGUGAGCCCUCAGCUCUGCAGCUGGAGCUUUACAGGCGCCUGCUGUGUCACCAGGUCUUCAGAGCCUGUCUUCAGAGCUCCACACAAUCACACACACACCUGGCCUGCAUCACUGCGCUGAAGAAGCUGUGUAACCACCCUGCUCUGCUGCACUCCACCGUCAAGGAGAAAACAGAAAUGGAAUCAGGGGAGAGUUCCAUCUACGACAGAUUAGUCGACGUCUUCCCAGAAUCCUACUCUUCAGGAUCUCUGAUCACUAAUGAUUGUGGGAAACUUCUGGUUCUGUCCGACCUGCUGACUGCCAUACGACAGCUCAGCCCCUCAGACAGGGUGGUCAUCGUGUCCAACUACACCAAGACACUGAACUUGCUCCAGGACUUGUGCGUACUCGCGGGCUACACCUUCUGUCGCCUGGACGGACAAACACCAACCAACCAACGGCAGCGACUGGUUGACGGUUUCAACAGCCCUUAUUCUCAGAACUUUGUUUUUCUGCUCAGCUCCAAAGCUGGGGGGGUGGGGCUUAAUCUGAUCGGUGCCUCCCAUCUGGUGCUUUACGAUAUCGACUGGAACCCUGCCAAUGAUAUUCAGGCCAUGGCGAGAGUAUGGAGAGAUGGUCAGAAGAAGACUGUUCACAUCUACCGUCUCCUGACUGCAGGUACCAUCGAGGAGCGUAUUUUCCAGAGACAGGUGUCCAAACAGGGACUUUCUGGAACUGUGGUCGACCUGGGCAAAGGGGCGGAGCACACCAGCUUCUCCACCAAUGAACUGCGAGACCUCUUCAGCUUGACAGAUACUCCCUCCCUGACACGCGCUCUGCUGAUCUGCAGCUGCAGCAUGGAUGGAUCUGUCCCAGCCCUCACAGAGGAGAACCAACAGGUCGAUGACCGGCCGUGUCAACUCGGUCGUCACAGCGACCGUGGGGGUGUGACGGCACCGAAGCAUCUGAGCAUGUCUGAACUAAUGAAGUGGAGACAUUUCUCCGGCGACACAGACACCUUCUCAGACCCCUACCUCGACCACGCACGCAAUUACAUCACCUUCGCUUUCCAGACCACCAUUUCCCACACAGUCUGCCUCCGCCUGCAGACCGAGCUCCACCGCUGGAGCAUCUGUGACCCGGGCAGCCACCUGCUCCCGGACGGACUCCUGGCCCGGGUCCCAGCCUGCAUCUCCCGCUCCAAGUCCUGCAGCAGCUCCACGGGAGAGUCGGAAGACAGCCGCGUUAGCUGGUCCUCCUCAGACUCGGUCAUCUCCACGGACUCCACCGGGGAGAAUACGGAGCCAGAGAGUCCGUACAGGGUGGUCCUUUUGGGGGCCAGCGGGGUCGGUAAGACGGCGUUCGCCCGGAUCUUCGACGGAGCAGCGGACAGCAUGGACAGUGAUGACUGCGAGCUCUGCGGAGAUGAAAUGUUUGAAAAGGUCAUUGAAGUGGAUGGAGAGCCUGCUGUGGUGACGUUACUGGACACUUGGGAUGCAGAGACUGACACUGACUGGCUCAGGGAGUGCUACAUGCAGACUGGCGAUGCCUACCUGUUGCUGUACUCCAUCACCGACCGAGCGUCCUUCCUGCGAGCCUCCGAGCUGAGAAUCACCCUGCGUCGCUCCCGUCCCGCUCAGCACACACCGAUCAUCCUGGUGGGGAACAAGUGCGACCUCGUGCGGCGCAGAGAGGUGUCUGUCGCAGAGGGACGCACCUGUGCGGCUGUGUUUGACUGUAAGUUUAUCGAAACCUCCGCUGCCAUGCAGCAUAAUGUCUGGGAGGCGUUCUGCGGCAUAGUGCGGCAGCUGCGUCUGCGCCGCGACUCCAAGGAAGCUAACAAACGUCGCAGACACACUAACUGUAACACUCGGCGCGAAAGCCUGCCGAUGAAGGCCAGACGGUUCCUGGACAAGGUGGUGGCAAAGAACAACCGCAGCAUGGCCUUCUGGCUCAAAUCAAAGUCAUGUCAUGACCUGUCUGUCCUGUAGAGGUCACUGUUUACAUCCUAACAACUAAAUCCUGGAGAAAAAACAGGCUGAAGAAACUUCCUGCUUUUGUUUCUGAAGGGCACAACCUUAGGUGGUUCAAGCCCGGUCCUGGUGAGUCGGCACCUGCCCCCCCGCCUCCCUCCUCACAGCCAUGACACUGGUCAUCUGAGGGGGGUAACAGGUCUGUACACAUCUGUACAAAUGCGAACUUUUGACCCACGCUCCAACAAAGACGAGGAUUUCAGACUUUCUUGAUGGCAUUGAAGAAACGUUGAAGGAGAAAAAUGAUACAGAUUUGUUCUCACGUUUUUAAUAGUUACAUCAUUUUAACUUUUUUCUACAAGUUAAUCACUGUAUAGAUUUCUUGUUUUUUUUUUUGUUUGUUUUUUAUAAUCCUCAAGUGCUAAGAGUACCAGUGCUAAGCUACUGAUAUUUAACUGUAGUCGACGUUUCUAUUGUCAGUUUGAAGUAAUUUAUAAGGAAAAAUGUAUUUGCACUCUCCGUGAUGACUAUCCUGUUGAGACUCUAUUGUGAUUGAUGAAAUAAAAUGACAUCAUCUAAUUUGUUUGCCCCCCCCCCUUUACAAACCUCGCUAAUGAAAAGAUUAGCGUGGAUGACUCAGCGUUGACAAAGAAGAGACACACUUCUCCAGAGUUUUGCAGCAACUGACGAAAGAUGAGUCAAACCUAGUCAUGUGUCACAGAAAACGCCAAAAAUCUUGUCCGUCCUCAGACAUGUUUUUUUUUUUCACAGGAAAAUUGACAACAAAGACGACAACAACAAAAUCUGGGAAAUGUGUUGCCAAGAUCAAAGGUCGACAGAAACUGAAACAGUUUUCCGACCUGUAACAUUUAAACCACCAAGACUCGAAGCAGCAGCAUUCCUUCACACCCAUUGGUCGACGCGCAGUGGAGGGCCGGGUGAUUAGACAAUCAUUA